CGUUUAUGAUUACUUUUUUAUUGUUAUAAAUUAUUAUAAACUUUAAAAAUAAAAUCAACAAAUUUAAAUUUUUCUUUUAUCACACGCAAGAUUUACUCGUUUCAAAUUUUUAUCUUAAAUAUAUAAUUGUAAAAAAAAAAGAAAAUUAUUUAAAAAUUAUUAUGCAAUUUAGAUAAUUUUCUAUAUAAACUAAUAUUUAUAAGUUAAAUAUUCUUUCAUCUUUUAUUCUUAUAUAUAUAACUUUAGAUAUAACUUCUUAUAGAUAUAACUUUUUUACAUUUUGAAAUAUCAGAGUGUCAAAUAUCAAAAUAAAUUUUCACAUAACAAAAAAUAAACGAUAAAAAUAUUUUCAACUUUAUUUUAUAUAUCGUAUUAAAUUAAAUAUACAAAUAAGGAAUUUUGUUUUGGCAAUAUUCUCAUAUAAAUUACAGGAUUCUGUAAAAUACAUGCCACGAAAGAAGUAGUAAAACAAACUCGAAUUUCCCGCAGAAAUUUUAUCGAGCACCCUAUAGGUAGAGCGUUGCGCAGCAGUGAGGCAUCGGCGCCGUCGGCAGCGGUGGCCUCUUGUAGUUUUUGCUACGCCCUCUUCGCAUGAAAAUGAUUCUUCCUCGGCGUGCUGUAGUAGGGAUCGUCGACCAUUGGUUAUCGAACGUUUGACUGACAGUUCGACUAUCUCGUGUUAGGCUCGCGAUGAAAGGGAGAAAGAAAAACGACUUCUGGCUUCAUAUUAACGCCCACUACCGAUUCCGUGCCGUUCUUUAACUCACAUCUCUUUCUACCACGGUGUUGUUGCCCGUCACGACGCCGGUUUUAAUACGCCGAUGACUGACAGCCUGUGGUGUGUUGCAGUAUUUUAUUUAUUCAUACCGAGGGAACGUGUAUGGGGAUUGGGGGAAAUUCAAAAGGAACGUUCGGAAUGGGAAGCAGAACUAGUGCCAGCAACAGUGCUGAUGGUGUUGAGACCGUCUAACGAUGACAUUUAAAUGCAGUGCCGCGCAUCGUUUGGUUCUUCGUGCCACGACGAUUCCCUCCUUCUCCGUCUCUUUCUUUUUUUCCCUUCGCUCUCUGGCUCAUCUCUACUCGAAAUACUAUAAUUUUGUAAAUUACCGGAAGAUCGAAAAUAAAUCAAAGAAUAUUCAAAUAUAAGAGACUUCGGAGGAGCUGAGCAACGAUGGAAGCUGCUAGACAGGAAUGAUAGAAUGCAAGAGGGUAGCACCGCCGUGGCGCUAGCAAUGGUGACUCCUGGCUACGAUCAGGACCCUGCAAGUGGGGUUGCCGAUUACACAACUCAUCAAGAUCAGGCUCAAUUCGAAGCAGACAAGAGGGCAGUGUACAAACAUCCCCUCUUUCCAUUGCUCGCGUUACUUUUCGAAAGAUGCGAACAAGCUACUCAGAGCUCGGACAAUUCAACGUCCGAAAGUUUCAACAUGGACAUACAGGCCUUCGUCCAACACCAAGAAAGAGACCGAAAGCCAUUUCUGAUCAAUGACCCCGAAAUUGACGGUUUAAUGAUCAAGGCGAUACAGGUGCUACGAAUUCAUCUACUCGAACUGGAAAAAGUGCAGGAACUGUGCAAGGACUUUUGCAACAGAUACAUCACAUGCCUGAAGGGCAAGAUGCAAAGCGAGAAUCUGCUACGCAGCGAUUACAGUCACCAUGGACACGAUAUGGGUCCAUCGAGUGGCAGCAACGGGAGCAGUCCUUUGCAGGUGCUGUCUUCUACAGGCAAUGAUGUUGAGUCGGGAGCUAACGGAUUCAGAGUGAGCAGAGGUGAUAUCCUGUCGGAGAACGGUGGUGCGAGUCAGUUGGCUGCGCAAGAGGAAACCGGUAACGACAGGCCGUCGUCGGUGCGAUCAUCUUCCACUGCUCAACGCUCAAAUAGAUCCUCCAGUCAAGACCAUGACGAUCCUCUAUCACCUUCUACGGUGCAUGGAAGUACACCCCUUUCGCAGAUCGGUGCUCAUUCCUGUGCGCCAGUCAACGAUAUGUAUCUUGGUCAAGAUAUCACUGUGGCGGGUUCUCCUUCACCUGCACCAAGCGAAGAUGAAGACGAAGUAUGUGGCACUGGUACUACUACUUCCAAUCACAGUAGUAGUCAUGGAGGUAAUCAUAGUAGCGUUAAAAAAGGAAGACAAAAACGAGGUGUCUUACCUAAACAAGCUACGAGCAUUAUGCGAACUUGGCUUUUUGAACAUUUAGUUCACCCAUAUCCCACGGAGGAUGAGAAACGUCAAAUUGCAAGUCAAACGAACUUAACGUUAUUACAAGUUAAUAACUGGUUCAUCAAUGCUCGUCGACGAAUUCUUCAGCCAAUGCUCGAUGGUGCCGGGGCAGAUUCAGUGCAACGUGCUGGAAAACGUCACAAAGUAUCAAAGCACGUGGUACAACAUCAACACGUACAACAACAGCAAGGAGGCGGCUGGCAAUCUGAAGACUCUGGGAGCGAUUCAGGCUCCAGCGACGGUGAGGGAGGUGCCGAUAGAUCGAAAGAUGGUAAUGAUAGCGAUGAAGAUGAUCUUCACUGACCUCUGUCGAUCAUCGAAACAUCAACCUCUUUACGGUACCUUCAAAUCCAGUUGCUCAUUACAGUAUUAAGGUAUUCGAGAAUAGAUUUCGCUUUAACUGUCAAAUACGUAAUUAUUCUCGCGAAAAUCAAGGGUAUUAUUGGUCGAGGUUAUCACGCUCUCUUAUCGGAUCCGAUAGUUUCGAUCUCCUUUUCUAUCCAUGGAGCAUCUUAGCGUUUUUAAGCGUCAUUAUUCAUUAACUACGGUCCGAGAAAGAUUGAAAAGAAAUAUUGUAUAAUUCGAUUAUGAAAUAUGUUCUCUUCUUUUUUCCUUUUCUUUUUCUCCCACUAUAUUGUCCGCAAGAACAAUAUGAUCAUGAUAUGAAAAAGAUUCAUUAAUCGAUUUAUAGAAAGCAAAUUUUGAAUAUGAUGAAACUUAGGAUUGUUAUUUAAUCAGUUCUAUUGAAUCGUUGAUAAAUAAGCUACAUUGUAGCAGUUUUUCCCCUAAAAUAGUUCUUUGUUUCUCGCGAUUGUUUCUUUUUAACGAUUGUUAAUUUGCAUAAUAUAGUUUAGGAUAACGAAUGAAAAUACUACAUGUGUAGUAUAAGUUAUCAUUUGUAUCAUUUAUUAAACCAUAGAUCUACGAUAUUUGUUGAACAUCGUUUAAUUAAUUAAAGCGUGGUUCUUAUGUCAAUAAUUUGUAGGAACAAAUUAUUUUUCGAAAAAAACUUGAAUAUUUACGCUACGAGAGAUUGUUAGAGGUCGUAACAAACACAUUUGCCUGUAAUAUGUACAUUCUUUUCUAUGGUGUAGAGUAUGAACAAACGUUUCACUCAUUUAAUGAUAAAAAAAAAAAAGUUAAAUCUAAGGUGACAACAAAAAACUCAACGUUAAUGUUUAUAUAUUUUUAUAUCAAAACUUUAUUUCUUUCGAAAUGCGUUUUCUUGACUUUACAGCAAACGUCUUUCAAUGUUUAACAAUAAUAAAAAAAAAACAGAACAAGAGCAGUAUAUGAUUACAAACCAUAAUUUCUACAAAAAAAAAAAGAAAA
Messenger RNA from Apis cerana (Asiatic honeybee), 3554 nucleotides. RefSeq names its product homeobox protein PKNOX2. Gene Ontology annotation, biological process: regulation of DNA-templated transcription. NCBI's taxonomy places the organism in Eukaryota, Metazoa, Arthropoda, Insecta, Hymenoptera, Apidae. The record is from RefSeq and is a predicted model, not a curated record. Gene Ontology annotation, molecular function: DNA binding.